AAUCAUUUCUAUAGCAACCAGUUGACUUUUUAAGGCGUAUAAAAAGUGCUUAUUUGUCAAAAAAUUAUUAUAUGGCACAUAUUUUUUGGACACGUAACGGAAAAUUUUUGUGACAAGUAUUUUUAUUCAAAAGAGAUAAUAAAUCAAAGUUUGCAAAGGCAAAAAGAUGAUCGACAAAAAUUCAAUAAAUUUGUUUAAAAGGAUUACCAACUUGAAACAGAGUGCUUUCUACUGUUCAUACUCGGCUAAAACAAAAGAGGUUUUUGAACGCGAGGAUAACUUUGGAGCGCACCAUUUUGCUCCACUUCCAGUGGCAUUGUGUAAAGGGAAAGGGGUGUACGUAUGGGAUGUUGAUGGGCGUCGUUAUUACGAUUUUCUCAGUGGAUUUUCUGUUUUAAACCAAGGACAUUGCCACCCUAAAAUUAUAGAUGUGCUUAAAACGCAAGCUGAAAAACUAACUUAUACAUCAAGAGCAUUUUACAGUGAAGCUCUUGGAGAGUUUCAAGUAUACGCAACUAAACUAUUUGGGUAUGAUCGUAUAUUACCAAUGAACACUGGUGUUGAAGGAGGAGAAACUGCAUGCAAACUUGCACGCAAAUGGGGCUAUAGAGUAAAAGGCAUUCCUGAAAACCAAGCAAAAAUUAUAUUUGCUGAAAAAAACUUUUGGGGAAGAACCUUAGCAGCAUGCUCAUCUUCAUCUGACUCGGAUAUUAAAAAUGACUACGGCCCAUACAUGCCAGGGUUUGAAAUGGUUCCUUAUAACAACUUAAAUGCACUUGAGGAAAAGCUUAAAGAUCAAAACACAUGUGCUUUUAUGGUUGAGCCCAUACAGGGAGAAGCAGGAGUUAUAAUUCCUGACGAUGGUUAUCUUACAAAAGUUCGCGAGUUAUGCACCAAGUAUAACGUUUUGUGGAUAGCAGACGAGGUACAAACAGGGUUAGGACGAACAGGAAAGUUGCUUUGUAUUAAUUACGAAAAUACACGCCCCGAUAUCCUCAUUUUAGGAAAAGCAUUGUCUGGAGGGAUUAUGCCAAUAUCAGCGGUAUUAGCCGAUAAUGAUAUCAUGUUAUUGUUUAGGCCUGGUCAGCAUGGGUCUACAUUUGGUGGAAGCGCUAUUGCUUCUAAAGUUGCAGUUGCAUCUCUUGAGGUUUUAAUAGAAGAAAAGCUUGCUGAAAACGCAAUGAAAAUGGGAAACAUAUUCAGAAAAGAGCUGACAGCAAAACUAAAUCCAAACAUAGCCACAGUAAUUCGUGGAAAAGGAUUGCUUAACGCUGUUGUUGUUCCUAAAACUAAAGAUUAUGAUGCCUACUCUGCAUGUCUACGUCUCCGCGAUAACGGGCUUCUUACAAAACAUACUCGAGGUGACAUUAUUCGCUUUUCGCCUCCAUUAAUCAUAAAUGAAGAGCAAAUGUAUGAAGGAAUAGAAAUUAUUUCCAAAACUAUUAACUCAUUAGUUUAAAGUUUGCGCAAGAGUUUUUAUUCACUUUAUGAAUGGUUGAUUGUAGCCAUCUAUAUUUUUUAAACAUUGGAAAUAAUACUAAAAAACUAGAAUUGAUAAAAAAUACAUCGAUUACAAAUACAUCGAUGUCUCUAACAUUGCACUUUAUAUUUAUUUAAUUGUACAUAGAAUAUAGAAAAAUAAUUCUCGUAUAAAAUAUAUGUGAAUAUAAUUUUUGUAUAUGGUUAUAUAUAUAGAUAAAUAUAUUUAUAUAUAUGCAUGUGUAUAUAAUAUGUGUAAAGAUAAAAUUGACUUCUUAAAUAAGAUUUUUAAUGUCGAGUUUAUUAAUUUUCAUUGUAAUUAACUACGAUAAAAAUAAAUAAAUUGGUCAAUCUUUUUUUAUUUGAAAAUCAAUUUUUUUUUUUUUUUUUUUUAUUAUUUUAUAUUUAUUUCAAAAGCCAUUUAAAUUUGUUCAGUGAAAAAUAAAUAGCUUAAAACA
Hydra vulgaris (swiftwater hydra) is the source of this 1937-nucleotide messenger RNA. RefSeq names its product ornithine aminotransferase, mitochondrial. The record is from RefSeq and is a predicted model, not a curated record. Gene Ontology annotation, molecular function: identical protein binding; L-ornithine transaminase activity; pyridoxal phosphate binding. NCBI's taxonomy places the organism in Eukaryota, Metazoa, Cnidaria, Hydrozoa, Anthoathecata, Hydridae. Gene Ontology annotation, cellular component: cytoplasm.